Pogona vitticeps (central bearded dragon) is the source of this 1804-nucleotide messenger RNA. The record is from RefSeq and is a predicted model, not a curated record. Lineage: Eukaryota; Metazoa; Chordata; Lepidosauria; Squamata; Agamidae.
UGUCCUUUUUUUAAAUAGAAAAAGUCUUUGAGGAGGAAGACUUCAGGGAAUCGAGUGCUGUAUUUGGAAAAGUGUCCAAAGCUGCAUCUACAAGCAGUUCUGAGCAGUCAGGUAACAAGCCCAAUAUGCAGGCUGACGCUGAAAUAAAUAUAGCAGAGGAAGCCUCUAUGAAGACCAAACCUGUAGAACUGGAACCAGCUGACAAUGGGAGUGACACAGAAUCUCCCACCUUGAACGAAGUUAAAAGGAAGAGAAAUGCUUCUGAUCAGAUUAUGGAAGCAACCCACAAAAGACCCAAGUAUGCCAGGAGUUCAGGUGACAACGUUCCAGUGAGACCUUGUAACAUGAAGGGGGGGGAAAAACAAGGGGAGCCUGAAAAUGCUGGAAGCACAGGGUCUGAUGUGUCUACAGGGGUGUUUAGUGUAGAGGCCAAGCCGCCUGUUGAUUAUUUAGAAAAACUCAAAAUGAUCAUUCGUGUGAUUAGUGUGGCUAGGGAGUGGGAAAAGAGACUGAUCCAAAUGAUGGACUCCUUACCUGAUGUGGACGUGCUUUGGGAUUGCAUUAAACAAAUGGAGCAAUUUUCUUCUGCAAAUACCCCUCAAAUCCAAACAGGGUUGGGAUCUCCUGAGUUACAACCGCUGCCAAAAGGAGGGAAAAUGAAAAGGGGGAGACCUGGCCAACGGUUUGGAAAAAGAGGGAAAAAAGAGCAAAUCACAGGGAAACUAUACUGGCACAAAAGAGCUAUGAAAUUGUUAAUCCGGGCUAAAAAACUGCUUUCAGGCAGGAAAAGGCUAUCUGGGCCUCUGCCUUCGAGCCCCGCACGAGAGCCCCCAGCUCCUCAGCCCGAGUUCUCCACGGAAGAGCUGGAGCCUGAAAUUGAAGAGAGUGAUGAGGAAACCCCGGAGCCCCCAACUCGUCAGGGUGUACGACGAGGGCCUGCGGCUGCUGAAGAAAUAUCUCCAGAACCCGAGCCUUCCUCCGAAGAGCUGGAGCCUGAAAUUGAAGAGAUUGAUGAGGAAACCCCGGAGGUGUAUGCGGAAGUGCUAAAGACGUGGGAAUGGGAGCAAAAGAAAUUCGGAGCUCGUCAUAUUGGGCAGGAGUUCCGACUAGUUAAUUUACAAAACAUAACCUCCUUUGCCCAAGCGGUAACCGCCUUGCACGGUGCCAUCCAGCAGGUCCUCGAUAAUGUGAGCCAAAAGAUUGACGCUGGGGAUUUCGUGCGGAUGAGAUUUGAGGGUGGGGACAUCGGGGACCCUUUGUUUUCGGUGAAGCUUAAAGGGGGCCUGGAUGCGGACGAGUUCCUCUCUGAGCUGGGCAGCCUGCUACAGAGCGACAUGGAGCUGUGCGCAGACCUCACUUUGCGACUUGUCGUAACCGUCGUGAAGCCCCCCCGUAGGGGCAUCCCUUCGCGGUGCCUGGAGAGCACCGGCUAGCCAUUGAUUGUGGCCAGUGAAAGGGGCCGGAGAGCUUUUUGAUUCAUCCGGGCAAGCCCCAGAUAGCCAGCCCGCUCCUGAAACAAUCGACAAUCUUUCUUAUGGUGGCAGAGCGAAGAGAUGAUGUUCCAGCAGAAGCAACUGCAGCAUCCUUUUUAGCCACAACAUGUGGCUGUCACUGUGUAGUUCUUUUUAGAUGGUUUUUAAAAUCACAUUUUAAUGCUGUACUCGGUAGAGGCUUCCAGGAACCAAGGAUAGAAAAAUUUAAAGGUCUCCCCAACUCUGCAGUCUGUUUGAACAUGCCCAAGCCUGUCACUCCCAGUGUAAAAUGUAAGGGUGAAAUAAAAUAAAGACAAAAGUUGUAUGUUUUA